AUGGUGGUGACCGCCACCGCUGCCACCACCACCACCACUGUGAUGAUGGUGGCCGCCUCCGUGAUGAUGGUGGUGACCGCCACCACCGGCAUCAAGGUUGUCCUUGUUUUUCCUGCUGGAAGACUUUUUGCUAAUGCACGACCCCAUAUAAAUUGUACAAUGAAGAAAUUGGACGAAUCUUGUGAUCUAAAAGAUGAGAAGAUGGAACAAAGACAUGGUGAUAUAUUGAUGUUCAAGGGUGAACUUGUGGAGGAGCACCUUAAGCUUCUCAUUAAGAAUUUUGGUGAUGUACUACAAUUUCAAAAGGCUUUGGGUUCUUCCCAAAAGGAAGAAAUUAAACUUGUUCAAGAAAAGCUCGAGUUUCUCAAGAAUUUCCUAUUCUUCGUAAGUAAGUUGAUAGUUGAGCAUGAGAAAUUGCAAGCUGUGGUGGAUCAUAUAGGAGUUGUGGCUGAUAUAGCAACAACUUAUGUGUCUUUCCCUUGUUUGGGCAACACAUCUGAUAAAGACAUGACUAAUGGUGUGUUAUUUGAUCUGAUAAUUCAGACCAUCAAGCCCAAUAAGCCAGAGGUCACAAAGGCCUAUGUUCUACCUUUGAAAGGUUUGGAUCUCAACGAGGUGCUUGAAUCUCAGGCAAGAACUUUUGUGAAGGAUCACUUUGAAACACUUCACAAAGAGCUCAGAUUCAUCCUGACUUUCCUUAUUUCUCCACCAGAGCAGCCAACAAUGGUGGGAAAAUUAGAUGAUGUCUCAGCAGUCAUCGAAGCUACAGUAAUAGAUGCAGACUCUAUCGUCCAUCGCUUUCAGAAAAAAGAAAUGAAUGAAAACUCUGCCAAAGAAUCGGAACUUGCAGUCAUUGGUUUGUUAAAAAAGGUAGAAUCCAUAAAGCCAAAGUCUGGAGAGAUUUAUCUCAACCUGCCAACAAAAUCAAUAUUCCCAGAGAUUGGUGUGUUGGGGUUCAUAAAUUCUUUGUUUGAGAAUGUGCAACAGCUUUUGGACUCAAAAAUUGAUUCAAUUGCUCUUGUGAAACAUCAAUUGGAGACUCUGUUGCAGGAGCUUGAGUUCUUCAAAUCAUUUCUCAAGGAUGCUGCGUAUCUACAUGAGGAUGAUGAGAUGAACACUAUGUUUGUUAAGACACAAAUCUUUGAUAAGAAGACGAGUGCUUUGAGAGACCAUGAGUCUCCAAGUGUUUUUGCUUCAGAAGAGAACUCUUCAUUAUUUGAUGAAGAGUUAGUUGGUUUCGAGGAUGAGGCACAAACCAUAGUUGCAAAGCUAAUUAAGGGACCAGCGGAGCUUGACAUCAUUUCAAUUGUUGGUAUGCCUGCUCUGGAAAAACAACGUUUGCCAAGAAAGUGUUCAAUGAUGAAAGUGUUUCUCAGCACUUCCAGGAGAAUGGAUGAGGAGCAACAACUAGCUCAUGAGCUGAAAAAAAGAUUACAGAGGAGGAGGUACCUCAUUGUUACAGACGACAUGUGGAAGACUGAUGUGUGGGAUGAUUUUAAGAUGUGUUUUCCAGAUAACAACAACGGAAGCAGAAUUAUCAUGACAACCCGCUUUAACGAAGUUGCUCUGUAUGCUAAACAAUGCAAUAAAUGUCAAGGACUGCCUCUCUUUAUCAUUUUGGUAGCAGGAAUUCUUGGCAAUAUGGAGGUUAAACCAAACUGUAGGAUAGAGGAUAAAGCAAACAGCUGGAAACGUGUGACGGACAGUUUAAGUUCUAAGUUGGUUAGUGAUAGAGAGCACAACUGGAUGGACUUACUAGAACUGAGUUACAAGCAUUUGCCUCAUCACUUGAAAUCUUGCUUCUUGUAUUUUGGAGCAUUUUUGGAGGAUCAAGAGAUUCCAGUCUCAAAAUUGAUUAUGUUGUGGAUUUCUGAGGGGUUUGUACAAAAAGCUGAGUCAAAGAAACAAGAGGAUAUUGCAGAAGAAUACUUGAUGAAUCUGAUAAGUAGGAAUCUAGUAAUGGUUGCCAAAAGAAGAUCCAUAGGUGGGGUGAAAUCAUGUCGUGUUCAUGAUUUGUUACACAAGUUUUGCUUGGAAAAGGCAGAGGAAGAAAGCCUGUUGCACGUGACAACAAGUUUGAAGAACAAGUUCCUCCCUUUUCCUAUAGUUAUAAUUACGGUUUUGAUACUCAUGAUUUUGGUCCUCCAAAGACUCCAAUAUUACAUGAGCAACGCAGGCUGCAACCAGUUUCCGGUUCUAGACUUCCUUAAUCAGCUUGAAUCUCUCAAAGUGUUAUACGAUGGCACAAUUCUGAGUCCUUGUAAGUUUAGCUUCCCUUCAAAUCUUAAGAAACUGACACUAUCCAAAUUUCGCCUCCCAUGGAGUGAAAUUUGUGCAUUGGAAAAUCUUGAGGUUCUUAAGUUAGCAUUCAAAGCUUUUGAGGGGGAUCAAUGGGAUGUGAAUGAUGGGUAG
Molecule: messenger RNA, 2412 nt
Organism: Lycium ferocissimum
Lineage: Eukaryota; Viridiplantae; Streptophyta; Magnoliopsida; Solanales; Solanaceae
Product: putative late blight resistance protein homolog R1B-17
Exons: 7
Coding region: 1-2412 (803 amino acids)
Biological process (GO): defense response to other organism
Molecular function (GO): ADP binding
Source: RefSeq, a predicted model, not a curated record